Amphimedon queenslandica is the source of this 637-nucleotide messenger RNA. RefSeq lists its product as uncharacterized. The transcript is spliced from 6 exons. NCBI's taxonomy places the organism in Eukaryota, Metazoa, Porifera, Demospongiae, Haplosclerida, Niphatidae. The coding region runs from base 182 to 625 and encodes 147 amino acids. The record is from RefSeq and is a predicted model, not a curated record.
ACCUUUAGGAUAUAAAAUAAGACACCUGAAACUGUAAGUUCAAAAUCAAAAAGUAAUGGCUGCCCCAAUAGAGGAUGUCCUCAUUGAGGUCCAUCCAUCUGAUGGUAAGUUGGGAAUGUGUAACCCUAUAGUGAUAACUAUAAUGCCUUUUUUUGGUAGAUGAACUUGGUAAGUUGUUUAUAUGUUUGUGUUGUACAUUAAAAAGCAAAAAAUAACUUCAUUUAUAGCAGAAAAAGAAGUCAGGGAGAAAGAGAAGAAAGGAGACAGAGGAGAAAGGACAGAGGAGAAAGGGGAAAGAGACAUAAAGGACAGAGGAGACAGUACAAAAGAGAAUGAAUCAAAUGGCCUAAAUGUAAGAAGGACCAUUGUAUUGAAAAGCAAGAAGAAAGAAGGAAGGCCCUUAGACUUGGAACAGUUUCGGCCAGCUCUUAAAAGACAGCUGGAACUAAUAGAGGAAGGAAGGAGGGAGAGAGGAGAAAUAAAGGAAAGUGAUGAUGGGGAAGAAACAGGGGCAGGAAACGAAACAGAGGGGACAGAAGAGACGGAGACGGGAGAAGACACAGGCACGGGAGGGGAGACAGAGAGAGAGAAGGGAAAGAAAUUCAAAGUAACAAUGGAGCAUUAAUGUAAACAAUAA